AUGCCUGACUACAACUCCCGCGAAGAGUUCCUCUGGAACGGCCUCGAGCAACUCUCACGUCUACCCGAGGACGCCGAUCCAAACUGUCCCAUUUGCCAUGAACGCUACAGCAAGGGCACAUGGGCAGAGAGCCGGGAAGAAAAGUUCGUCCGGAUCCGCAGCUGUCGGCAUAUCUUCCACACUGCUUGCCUUCGUGCUUGGAUCUCGGAACAAUCCAAAAUGGAUUGCCCUACAUGCCGGCAUGAACUGUACGCAGGCGAUGAUGCAAGCACUUUUAUCUUGCAGCUAGGCCAGGAGGUGGUGCAACUUGUUACCAACACACAGCAAGCAGCAGACGAAUUGGUAACCUCUCAAGAGAUGAUGAUUAACCGACUGAAUGCCGAGAUUGAGGAUCAUCGCCGCAGGAGCGAGCAUCACGAGGCGCUCAUUGCAAGCCUCAAAGAGACGGCAGGAGCUUGUCUAGAGGGAGACAAGCAGACAGACAAGGACUCCUCAUCUUAG
Molecule: messenger RNA, 501 nt
Organism: Trematosphaeria pertusa
Lineage: Eukaryota; Fungi; Ascomycota; Dothideomycetes; Pleosporales; Trematosphaeriaceae
Exons: 1
Coding region: 1-501 (166 amino acids)
Source: RefSeq, a predicted model, not a curated record